GCUUAAUUAUUAAAUAGUAUUAGUAAUAGUAACAUGAUCUUAUGAAAAUAGUAUACGUAAUUGCGUAUUAUAAGUACUGAAUAGUGGUGUUGCUUGAUUUUUUGCUUCUAUGAAUCAAGUUUCAAGUAAAUCGAUAAAUAAGUCAACGACAUGUAUCUGUCAUGUGUUAUCUUUAGUCUGUUCUUAGGAAUAUCAUCAUUUACAUAUGGGAUCGAACUUGAUAUUGAUGGUUGGCUUCAGUUGAGAUUAUGGCAUGCGCUCAAUGAUGAACCAGGACCGAAUUUUGUAGAAAGGGGAAAUGUAACGAUUACUAGUGUACGUAGUGGAGCUUCAGUUGUUGGACAAAAUGGACUUUUACAAGCACAAAUUAAUCAAUUAAAAGAUCUAGCUAAGAACGAUGGAAAGUAUAGAUUAAAAGCAAUAGCUCGUACUUCUUCUGGAAGUGAAACAACUUUCUUAACUUCUAUACCGGCGAUUUAUAAAUUGCAGUGUUAUUUACUUGGAUCAGAUCUUGAAGAUAUUUUAACAGUAUGGAUAGAUAGUACCGCGGAGCCAAUAGCAGUAAGUCUAUCAUCUUCUGGUCCAUGUGUUAUGGAUAGUCCUUUUACAAAUAUGUGGACUACAAAUAUAAUAGUCAAGUAUCCUGAUAGCGGUCCUGCACCAGAUACAGCGACUUAUAUUCAAAAACUUGAACGAGAACGUGAAGCUCGAGAAAGAGGAGAGACCAAAGAUAACAGAUCAUUCCUCGCGAAAUAUUGGAUGUAUAUCGUUCCUGCAUUGAUCUUCGUUCUUUUAACAUCAGCAACCAAUCCCGAAGCUGCUGCUGCCGGUGGUAGUGGCAGCGGUCAAAGACAGUGAUUCCCUUUUUUAAGACUAUUUUACUGUACCUGCGAGUAUAUUGUGACCUAAAUUGUGAUCUUGCUGAUGUGUGAGACGUUUCUGUAUGUUUUCAUGUAAUUAUUAUUGUAUUAUAUUCUUGCUUUAAUAAAUGUGUACAGUAUAAAUA
Molecule: messenger RNA, 1006 nt
Organism: Vespa mandarinia (Asian giant hornet)
Lineage: Eukaryota; Metazoa; Arthropoda; Insecta; Hymenoptera; Vespidae
Gene: EMC10
Product: ER membrane protein complex subunit 10
Cellular component (GO): EMC complex
Source: RefSeq, a predicted model, not a curated record